AUGAGCGCGUCCGGUCAGGAAUGGAUCACAGAGACGAUGCUCUGCCUGCAGGAGGAACUAGUCCCCUUCACCAAUGGCUCACAGUCGCCGAGCUGCAGUGAGCUGAAGCAAUAUGCCCUUGGCACACAUGCCGGAUGCUACGUGAAGAGUGGUGUCUGCACUCUGCCGAUUGAGGAUUGGGGGAAGAUCCUUGAAAUUGUCGCUCCGGCUUUGAUUUCUGAACCGGAGAACUUCAAGGCAGCGUUUGCCACUGCUGAAGACUGCGUGCUGGCUCUAUAUCUGGUUGUUAGGCAAGCUUAUUCACAGCCCUAA
Messenger RNA from Aspergillus thermomutatus, 312 nucleotides. RefSeq lists its product as uncharacterized. The record is from RefSeq and is a predicted model, not a curated record. The coding region runs from base 1 to 312 and encodes 103 amino acids. Lineage: Eukaryota; Fungi; Ascomycota; Eurotiomycetes; Eurotiales; Aspergillaceae. The transcript has a single exon.